This is a messenger RNA of Brassica napus (rape), 1053 nucleotides long. RefSeq lists its product as uncharacterized. The transcript has a single exon. Lineage: Eukaryota; Viridiplantae; Streptophyta; Magnoliopsida; Brassicales; Brassicaceae. Bases 1 to 1053 code for a protein of 350 amino acids. The record is from RefSeq and is a predicted model, not a curated record.
AUGACCCACCGAAGCUUAAGUUAUAGCGGAUUGGACGAAAUCGACACUUGGCUGCAACAUCCACGAAGUACUCCGAUCCAAUUCCAGAACGGAUCAACGGAAAGGCAGGGGGAACCAAGAACACGAACCCCGCCGUCAAACCAUUCGAUCCCAGAAAAUCGAACUCCAUCCGCCACGAGGACCCCCCAUCAGGCAGGAUUCGACAACCUAAUAGAACAAGCUCGGAGGCAUGACCUUCGCGCCCCCGUCAAUAUCGACCUCCAACGGGAAGGCCUAGCGAUCCCGAGUGAAACCGAAGCGUUCCAGAACUAUAUCGAGAGGAACGACGCUGAGCUAAAAAGGAUACAUGCCAUCGUACAUAUGGCAACGAGCUAUGCCCCAGAUAUCGACAUGGUCAUCGAGAAAACAAGAAGGACUCCGUUUACAAACAAAAUCACCAGCGUGAAGCUGCAUCAUGUUGGGAAGUUAAAAUUCCCCGAAUGCGCAAGAAACUCGGACCCAAAGUCCCACAUACGAGCCUUCCGCCUAGCAAUAUCAAGAGCACACCUCACCGACGACGAAAAAGAGGCCGGUUACUCCCGCUUCUUCGCCGAGAACCUCACGGGAGCCGCCCUCGAAUGGUUCACUGGACUAGAAGAAAACUUGAUUGACAACUUCACCCAGUUGGUAUCUACGUUCCUCAAACAGUACUCAGUCUUCAUAGAAACAAGAGUUACCGAGACAGAUCUUUGGAAUCUCAAGCAAGUACCUUUCGAGCUGUUGAAAGCGUACAUAAACAAGUUCCGAGAAAUCAAGGCCAAGAUUUCGUAUCCGAACGAGGUCGUCGCCCUAGCAGCAUUGAAGAAUGGCGUCUGGUUCUCAUCCAAAUUCAGGGAAGAACUAGCAGUACGAGCACCUAUCUCGUUGGAUGACGCCCUACACCGAGCCUCUUACUUCGCCACCCACGAAGAGGAGGUCGCAGCCUUAAAAGAACAGUAUAGCGCGAACAAGAAUAAUGCGACUAAAAAGCCUACUGCUCCUAAGGAGCCAGCGACCAAAAGACAACACUCUUAA